AUGGAUUCUAGUAUGGAGGAAAUGAUAAAAUUGCUAGGAUUAGGGAUGGAUGAUGCUCGUGUCGUGGGGAUAUGGGGGAUUGGUGGAAUAGGUACGACAACUCUUGCAAGUGCUAUUUAUGCCCAUAUCUCCUGCCAAUUUGAAGGUUGCAACUUCAUUCAAAAUGUUAGAGAAGUUUCAGAAAAAGGUGGUCUGAAAACUCUACACGAACAACUCAUUUCCGAAAUCUUAAUGGAGAAAGAUUUGAAAGUAGGAAAUAUUGGUAGCGCCUUAAGUAUGAUAAGGAACAGGGUAUGCUGUAAGAAGGUUCAUAUUGUUCUUGAUGAUGUGGAUGAAUCAACAGAACUUGAAAAAUUGGUAGGAGAGCUUGAUUGGUCUGAAUCAAUGUUCAUCCAGGAACUUCUGGGGAUACUUUUUAGAAAGUUAAAUCAUACAUAUUCGUUUGUUUCUGAAGACCUAGUUGGAAUGGAUUCUAGUAUGGAGGAAAUGAUUAAAUUGCCAAGAUUAGGGAUGGAUGAUGCUCAUGUUGUGGGGGUAUGGGGAUGGGUGGAAUAG
Messenger RNA from Camellia sinensis, 555 nucleotides. NCBI's taxonomy places the organism in Eukaryota, Viridiplantae, Streptophyta, Magnoliopsida, Ericales, Theaceae. The record is from RefSeq and is a predicted model, not a curated record.